Insectozyma verbasci is the source of this 2709-nucleotide messenger RNA. NCBI's taxonomy places the organism in Eukaryota, Fungi, Ascomycota, Pichiomycetes, Serinales, Debaryomycetaceae. The record is from the annotation of a GenBank genome assembly.
AUGGCAAAAUUAGAUUUUAAAGAUAAAGUUGUCAUUAUUACCGGUGCCGGUGGUGGUUUAGGUAAAUAUUAUUCAUUAGAAUUUGCAAAAUUGGGUGCAAAAGUUGUUGUAAAUGAUUUAGGUGGUGCUUUAAAUGGUCAAGGUGGUAAUUCAAAAGCUGCAGAUGUUGUUGUUGAUGAAAUUAAAUCAAAAGGUGGUGUAGCAGUUGCUGAUUAUAAUAACGUUUUAGAUGGUGAUAAAAUUGUUGAAACUGCAGUUAAAAAUUUUGGUACUGUUCAUAUUGUUAUAAAUAAUGCAGGUAUCCUUAGAGAUUCAUCAAUUAAAAAAAUGACUGAAAAAGAUUUUAAAUUAGUUAUUGAUGUUCAUUUAAAUGGUGCUUAUGCUGUUACCAAAGCGGCAUGGCCAUAUUUCCAAAAACAAAAAUUUGGUAGAAUUGUAAAUACUGCUUCACCAGCUGGUUUAUAUGGUAAUUUUGGUCAAACAAAUUAUUCAGCUGCAAAGUCUGCUUUGGUUGGUUUUGCUGAAACCCUUGCAAAAGAAGGUGAUAGAUAUAAUAUUAAAGCAAAUACUAUUGCUCCAUUAGCAAGAUCAAGAAUGACUGAAUCAAUUUUACCACCUCCAGUUUUGGAAAAAUUGGGUCCUGAAAAAGUUGCUCCAUUAGUUUUAUAUUUAUCUCAUGAAGCUACUGAAUUAUCCGGUCAAACUUUUGAAGUUGCUGCUGGUUUCUAUGGUCAAAUUAGAUAUGAAAGAUCUGGUGGCAUUUUAUUUAAACCAGAUGAAUCAUUUACAACUGAAGUUUUAGCUAAAAGAUUUAAUGAGAUUUUAGAUUUUGAUGAUUCUAAAAAACCAGAAUAUUUAAAAAAUCAACAUCCAAUUAUGUUGAAUGAUUAUCCAACUUUAACUGCUGAAGCUAGAAAAUUACCAUCAAAUGAUGCUUCAGGUGCUCCAAAAGUUACAUUAAAAGAUAAAGUUGUUUUAAUUACUGGUGCAGGUGCUGGUUUAGGUAAAGAAUAUGCAAAAUGGUUUGCUAAAUAUGGUGCUAAAGUUGUUGUUAACGAUUUUAAAGAUGCUUCAAAAACUGUUGAAGAAAUUAAACAAGCUGGUGGUGAAGCUCAUGCUGAUCAACAUGAUGUUGCAACUGAUGCAGAAGCAAUUAUUAAAAAUGUUGUUGAUAAAUAUGGUACUAUUGAUGUUUUAGUUAAUAACGCAGGUAUCUUAAGAGACAGAUCAUUUGCUAAAAUGACUAAACAAGAAUGGGAUCAAGUUCAAGCUGUUCAUUUAUUUGGUACAUUUAAUUUAUCAAGAUUAGCAUUCCCAAUUAUGGCUGAAAAGAAAUAUGGUAGAAUUGUUAAUAUUACUUCAACUUCAGGUAUUUAUGGUAAUUUUGGUCAAGCAAAUUAUUCAGCUGCUAAAUCUGGUAUUAUUGGUUUAUCAAAAACUUUAGCAAUUGAAGGUGCUAGAAAUAAUAUUAAAGUUAAUAUUGUUGCUCCACAUGCUGAAACUGCAAUGACUUUAACAAUCUUCAGAGAAGAAGAUAAAAACUUGUAUCAUGCUGAUCAAGUUGCCCCAUUAUUAGUUUAUUUAGGUUCAGAAGAAGUUCCAGUUACCGGUGAAACCUUUGAAAUUGGUGGUGGAUGGGUUGGUAAUACGAGAUGGCAAAGAGCUAAAGGUGCAGUUUCAAAAGAUGAUGUUACAACUGUUGAUUUUAUUGCUGAACAUAUUGAAGAUGUUACUGAUUUCUCAAAAGAUACAGAAAAUCCAAAAUCUACUACAGAAUCAUCAAUGGCUAUUUUAUCAGCAGUUGGUGGUGAUGAUGAUGAUGAAGAAGAAGAAGAUGAAGGUGAUGAAGAAGAAGAAGAUGAAGAUGAAGAAGAAGAUGAUCCAGUUUGGAAAUUCAAUGAUAGAGAUGUUAUUUUAUAUAAUAUUGCUCUUGGUGCUACAAGUAAACAAUUGCACUAUGUUUAUGAAAAUGAUUCUGAUUUCCAAGUUAUUCCAACAUUUGGUCAUUUAAUUACUUUUAAUUCAGGUAAAUCACAACAUUCAUUUGCUAAAUUAUUAAGAAAUUUCAAUCCAAUGUUUUUAUUACAUGGUGAACAUUAUUUAAGAGUUCAUAAAUGGCCACCACCAACUGAAGGUGAAAUUAAAACUUCAUUCCAACCAUUGGCUACUACUCAAAAAGGUACCAACACUAUUGUUGUUCAUGGUUCACAAUCUGUUGAUAACAAAACUGGUGAAACUUUAUAUUCAAAUGAAGCUACUUAUUUCAUUAGAAAUUGUCAAGCUGAUACUAAAUCUUAUGGUGAUAGAAGAUCAUUUGCAACUAAUCAAUGGACUGCACCAAAAAGAGAACCAGAUUAUACUGUUGAUGUACAUGUUUCAGAAGAUCAAGCUGCAUUAUAUAGAUUAACUGGUGAUAGAAAUCCAUUACAUAUUGAUCCAAAUUUUGCAAAAGGUGCUAAAUUCCCAAAACCAAUUUUGCAUGGUAUGUGUACUUAUGGUUUAUCAGCUAAAGUUUUAAUUGAUAAAUUUGGUAUGUUUGAUGAAAUUAAAGCAAGAUUUACUGGUAUUGUUUUCCCAGGUGAAACUUUAAGAAUUUUAGCAUGGAAAGAAGGUGAAAAUGUUAUUUUCCAAACUCAUGUUGUUGAUAGAGGUACUAUUGCAAUUAAUAAUGCUGCUAUUAAAUUGGUUGGUGAUAAAGCCAAAAUUUGA